AUGGACAAAAGUGAAGUUGAACACAAUGUAUCAAUGAACGAUGAAGAAGAAGAAGUCAAUGAUGGUACUGUUGUCAAUGAUGUUAAUACUAACAAUACUCAAAACGGCGCAAAGAAGUUGAAGUCAAAUACCACUAAUGGUGCAACAUCUACAUCAAGAAAGCAUUUAAUAAUAGAACAUGGAUUAAUGCAUUUAACUUUACCAUCUGCUUUGCGCCCAAAGUCAAGUCCAAAUAAUUCAAUUACCCGAGAAACAAAGAAUCGUCUGGAUUAUUUAGCAACUGUAGCCAUAAUCGAAGAUGGUCGGACAUUUGGCGAUCUUCGUAAAAGUGGGAUAACGAAAUUUUUAGAUGAAGCAAUAUCAGGUGAAUUUUUUUUCGAUAAAUACGGUGCACCAAAAAACCAAAGUUCAAAAGCAAGUAGAAUUCAUUGA
Messenger RNA from Adineta ricciae, 432 nucleotides. Lineage: Eukaryota; Metazoa; Rotifera; Eurotatoria; Adinetida; Adinetidae. The record is from the annotation of a GenBank genome assembly.